AAAAAUUUCAACCAUAAGAAAAAUUCACUCAAAAAUUUUGUUUAAAUCAAUUUAAAAUUUAUUGAUUUUGUAUACAUUAUGGAUAAAAGAUUUUCAAAAAUUGGCGAUGAUCCAAAGUUUAGGCGUUUGCCUAAAGCUGAUCGCAAAGUUAAAAUUGAUAAACGGUUUCAAUCAAUAUUUAAUGACAAACGAUUUAAAGUUAAAUACACCAUUGAUAAAAGAGGAAAACCUUUAAGGGGUUCUACUACUGAUGACUUUAAAAAGUUUUAUCAUUUGUCCGAUGAUGAAAAGGAUGACUUAGAUUCUGAGCAAAGUUCUAGCGAUGAUGUUACUCAAGGAUCCGAAUCAGAACAGCAAUUAUUAAUUGAAGAGGUUGAUAAUGUAGACAGUAAGAUAGCCAGUAAAAGUAUCAAAGAUCGCUUAAAAGAUAAAACAGUAGAUUAUGCUAGGGGAGAUGGUGAAUUGUUGUCUGACAGCUCAUCAGAUGAUACAUCUACUGAUGAAGAAAAUGAAGAAAAUGUGGAACAUGGUUGGGGAGAAUUAGACAAAGAUGCAGAUAGUAUAGAAGAGGCCACAUCUAGAUUAGCUUUGUGUAAUAUGGAUUGGGAUAGAAUUCAAGCUGCUGAUUUGAUGAUUCUCUUUAAUUCAUUUUUACCUAGUGAUGGUUACAUAAAAUCUGUAACUAUUUAUCCAUCUGAGUUUGGUAUGAAACGAAUGCAAGAAGAGGAAGUUAAAGGGCCUCCUGAAUUAAUUUCUAGUGACCCCAAGGAAAUUGGUUCAUCUGAUGAUAGUGAUCAAGAAGAAGAAGAUGGAAGAAAAUUUCACAUGGAAAAACUACGUAAAUAUCAACUAGCAAGACUUAAAUAUUAUUAUGCUAUUAUUGUAUGUGACUCUCCUGAAACUGCUGGUAAAAUAUAUACCGAUUGUGAUGGUAUAGAAUAUGAAAGUAGUGCCACACGUUUAGAUUUAAGAUUUGUCCCAGACGACACAGAAUUUGAUCAAGAACCAAAAGAAGUUUGUGAUAAAUUACCAGAUUUAACCAAGUACAAACCUCAUUUAUUCACUACUACUGCUUUACAACAAGCAAAAGUGAAUCUUACAUGGGAUGAGACAGAUCCAAGACGUAGUGAAUUAGUAAAUAAGCUGAAAACAAAUCCAAAAAGUGAAAUUAAUGAUAGUGAUUUGCAGAAAUAUGUAGCUUUUAGUUCAGAAAAUGAGAAUAGUGAUGAUGAAAGUAAUAAAUCUGUUGAAGAAAAUUAUGAGGAGAGUAGUUCUAAAAAAACUCCAAUAGAUAAAUAUAAAGAAUUAUUACAAAAUAUACAAGAUGAAGAAGAAAAAAAGGCAAAUAAAGAUUCAGAAUUAGAAAUUUCAUGGGGUAUUGGUUUACAAGAAAAGGUACAAAAAUCAGUCGAUGAAAAAUCAAAGAAAAAUUUGACACCAUUCCAGAAAAUGAUGGAAAAAAAGAAAGAGAGAAUGAGAGAAAAGCAAAAACUGAAAAAAGAAAUGAAUAAAACUAAAGAUAAUGAAACUGAUUCAGAGAAUGAAAAUAAGCAAAUCAAGCAACAAGCAGAAUUGGAAUUGUUAUUGAUGGAUGAAGAACCUAGUGAAAAAAAACAUUUUAAUAUGAAAAAAAUACAAGAAGAAGAAACUAAAAGCCUAAAAAAGAAGAAUAAAAAGAAAAUUUUAAAUGAGAAGUCUGUUAGUGAUGAUUUCUCUGUCGAUGUAAAAGAUGAUCGAUUUUCGGCAUUAUAUACAUCACAUCUAUUUAAUAUUGACCCUGCUGAUCCAAAAUUCAAAAGAACGAAAGGCAUGGAAGAAUUUAUUUUUGAAAAGGCAUCAAGAAGGCAACAGUAUGAUACUGAAAAAGUUGAUGUUCCUCCAAAAAAGAAAUCCAAACAAUCAAUUAUUAAUCCAGAACUAUCUAAUCUUGUAAAAUCUAUCAAAAGUAAAACUAAACGUAAUAAAUAAAUGUA
Melanaphis sacchari is the source of this 1973-nucleotide messenger RNA. Its product is annotated as ESF1 homolog. The transcript has 8 exons. Bases 79 to 1968 code for a protein of 629 amino acids. Gene Ontology annotation, biological process: rRNA processing. Gene Ontology annotation, cellular component: nucleus. NCBI's taxonomy places the organism in Eukaryota, Metazoa, Arthropoda, Insecta, Hemiptera, Aphididae. Gene Ontology annotation, molecular function: RNA binding. The record is from RefSeq and is a predicted model, not a curated record.